UUUCCAAAAAGAGCAAAAAUUCAGAAGAGUAUUGUAAACCCUCAUCUGAAGGCACAUUCUAUUUGAUACAUCCACUGACUGUGUGUGAAAUGUUAAAAAGCCCUGGAUCUACAGUGAGCAAAAAGGAUAUUCCUGAAGGAAAAUGUGGGAGUUGUAGAGUGUUCCAUGCACAAGAAUUUGAGAAAAUGACAGCAUCACUGCUCUUGUAAACUACUAAGUAGAAUUUGUCCUAGACUUCAGAGCGUCAGAGGAGAAGAUGUGAAGUUCUGAAGUCAGCUUUAAGCACGCAAUUCUGCAUACCUGGAUAACUCCAGGACAACUUUCAGGCAAAGGCAGAAGACCAACCAGAGGAUGGAAGGGAAUGCCUAGGUUAGUUCUACCCUCCUCUCUGGGUCUUACUAAAAGUGCAUUUAAAAGAGCAAACAUUUGAAUUUAAAAAGAGAAAAGACAGAGAAGAGGAUGGUGAGGGCUAAACAAAGUAAAAAACUAACUGGAAAUCAAAUAGUUCAGAAGCAAGUAUCUUCAUCCUGAAGAGGAGAACUGCUGCAAAGAAUUACUCCUACCUCUGUCAAUGAAUGCAGCUCACACAUAGCCACUACUCCCAGGAGGUGGCCAUCAGGCAAACAUAAAACAUCCAGGACUUGUGGUAACAACUGCUUGGUACCCUGAGACUGACCCUCGUUCAACCUAUCUGGAUGGCCCAUGGCAACCAAGGCCACACUUUGGUAAGGCAGGCCUCCCAAAUGCCCCAAAUAACUUUUGAAGCAGAAGUCCUAAAGUUCCCAAGUAACAAAGUUAGAGCAAGUAAAUGUUUACAUAGCCACUGAAGAGUAGUUACUCAAGGUACUUAUGAGGGAGGUUGCAUUGAUACCGUUUUCAAAUUAGGAAACGGAGGCAUAUAGAGUUUGUAGAAUUUGUCAUAAACCACAAAGCAACUCAUCUGAAAGAGGAGAGCUGAGGAGGAAGAUGAAGGUCUAGUCGAAAGUUAGACAGUAGACUCAGCAACAAAAUGGCCAGUUUGGCCUCAUCUUCAGGAUUUGGCCUCUAGCCAAGCCAACCAAAUUUGUGGUAGCACACACAGAAAUAGAACUUGGAGUUCCUAACUUCCAGUGCUGUGUUCUGCUCAGUAGAUAACCAAGGGACCAUUAAUAAACUGAUUUUACUCCCAACUUUUCUUAUCAAGGAAUGGAAAAGCUUAUGGGUCAACCUUAAAUAUGAUAAGUUUUCAUCUUUAAAAAUGAGUACCAAAUUUCUGCACCUGGUACAGUAUUCUCCACUUAGUAGCUUCCAAAGGUUUAACUAGAUUACUUCACAAUGGAGGAUGAAUCACAGUCUGAGAACCUCCGCCAUUAAAUUCUUGACAGAGGAACCACAAAGAUAAUCUUUAAAGCCCCUUUCAGCUAUAACUAUUUAACUCCUACCAAGUUAGUGUCAGCUUUGCCUAACUGGCAUAUUCUCUUGAUCUGAACAACAGUGUGAAGUGAACAUGACAUAAGCCAAGUCAACCCACAGCAUGAAUCAAGUGUCCUGAAGCUUUAUUUAGGAUAAGUGGUUCAAAUUUUAGAUUAACCUGAGUCAAAGGUGAUCGUAUUUUUGCAAUCCAGUUCUAAGACUUUCUCUGAGAACAUCUGGGGGGCAAAGGGAGAAAACAGUUAAAGCUAUGCAACUGUCACUCUUACAACUUAAAAAAAAAAUUACUUUAUUAAUAGGAGGAACAGAGCUUCAGUUCUGAAGAAACUUUGCUAUUAAGGCCAAAUGCUUAGGAACGAUUUGACCAUCUGUAAUCAGCAAUGAGACGCAUCACAAGGUACCCUCUAAGAUAAAGUUCACCGCCCAGUCACUCUCCUAAUUCCGAGUUAACCUGGGCAUAAUUUCAACUGACCUUUCAGCAACAACAUUAAGCUACCCCUGACCUAUGAAUCUCUCUGAAUUUAGAUUUCAAGCAGUAAGAAACAAAAUGGUUUCAUCUGCAAUGCAAGAAAAGAAUUUCACAUCAAACUUCAAUCCUUAAGAAUCUGCUACAGCUAUAAGGUUGAGUGUUUAUUUUUCUCAAAGUAGGUUUCCCCUGCUCCCCUAAACGCCACAUACAUGAAGUAGCUCAAAACUGGAAUUUCUAUUUUGGUGGCCAUCUGGGAUCCACAGAAGUGACUUUCAAUUACUUGGAAUUUCAAAACAGAGGUUCCCUAGUAACAAUGCCCCAGUGGCAAAAUACUCCCCCAUUUUGUUUCGUCUGUGGGAGAAAAGUUCUUUAAACUGGAAAGAAUUUGUAGCCUUAUAAAGACUACGUUGGAAUUCGUUCGUUUUUUCCUUUAGGAGGGCGGCCAUCUCCAAAAGUUUUGGUAAAAGUUAUGGCUCAGAUUUCAAAAUGCAAACAGAUGUUCCUGAAGCAUCCGAAAUGGGCCACUCCAUGUUUAUUCCCAGAACCGUGGCGACUCGAAGUUGUUUUGUGUCCCAACUCUGCAAAGGGCAAAAGCGCAAACCCCUCUGGUGUCAACUUUCAAGAGAAGUGGAACAGCACACUUUUGGAGUUUCCCAAAGCGGCUGGCGACGUGCGAGGUCAGAUCGUUCUGAGAAUCGGGGCUGGACAGGAGAGAUCUCGAGGGCAAGAGCGCUCAGAGAUUUCCACGUGCCCCGAUCUAGCUGGUCCCUGGGGAGAAUUAGUGGUUGCUACAGUAGGAAGAAGGCUGUUCCUGUUCACAGCCCUGGCCGCGGGAUGGCCUUGGUGUACGGGGGGAGAUGGUGGGUGCACCUGGCUCUCUGCCCUCGGAGCCUCCAGCUGACUGCCACGCCAGAGAGACGCGCGGCCGGAGCUGCGACCUCCACCCGCCCCCGCGGCGCCCAUCGAAGUGGGGGUUCCCGCUACGCCGGGCCUCGCCGCUAUACCCAGGCCGCAUGGGGGUGGGGAAAGAACUUAGCGGAGCUCGGCCUCGGGAUCUGCGCCCGUGUGGAAAGAGCAGAGAAGAGUCAUUUCACCCAGUCUCUACUCAGCUGGGGUCUCGGGAAAUACGCGCAGGUGUCACUAGUUAAAAGGCAUCUGCUGAAAGAUUUGGAACAGAAGAAGGUGGCUACUCCAAACCAGACCAACUGUAACACAGAGUCACCAGCAGCCCUGGAGGAGGCCAAGACCUCUCGUGUUCCUGGGAGCCCCAAAAUAUCCCCUGAGCCUCAUGACCCUGGAGGUUCCCUGCCCCUGACACCCCGGAUGGAGAGCCACUCAGAGGAGGAAGAUCCUCCCGGCAGUGGCCUAGGCUGGAACGGUAGGGGUCCCCGGGCCCAGAGCCCAGGGGGCUGCUCAGUGGAGGCCGUGCUGGCACGGAAGAAGCACCGCCGGCGGCCUUCAAAGCGCAAGCGGCACUGGCGGCCCUACCUGGAGCUGAGCUGGGCCGAGAAGCAACAGCGGGAUGAGAGGCAGAGCCAGCGGGCCUCCCGGGUCCGAGAGGAGAUGUUCGCCAAAGGGCAGCCCGUGGCACCCUACAAUACCACCCAGUUCCUGAUGAACGACAGAGACCCCGAGGAGCCCAACCUGGAUGUGCCCCAAGGGGCCUCCCACCCAGGCUCCAGUGGGGAGAGUGAGGCCGGGGACAGCGACUCGAGGGGCCGAGCUCACGGGGAGUUCCAGCAGAGGGAUUUCUCCGAGGCCUAUGAGCGCUAUCACACUGAGAGCCUGCAGGGCCGCAGCAAGCAGGAGCUGGUGCGCGACUACCUGGAUCUGGAGAGGCGGCUGUCACAGGCCGAGGAGGAGACGAGGAGGCUGCAGCAGCUGCGGGGCUGCACCAGCCAGCGGCCCUGUCGCCAGGUGGAGGAGCUGGCCGCUGAGGUAGAGAGGCUCCGGACGGAGAACCAGCGGCUUCGGCAGGAGAAUGAGAUGUGGAACCGAGAAGGUGGCCGCCGUGGUGGGGAGCCGGGCACCUAGGGGUGCCCCCCCAUCCAGGCUGACCCAAGGAGAAGGUCCUGUUUUGUAUACACUCAGGCCAGCCGAGUCUCAAGGAGGCAGGUCUCAGCACCCCUGAGCCCCCUGAGAACAGCUAAUUUAGGUUCUGGUUUCCAUCUUGUCAUUUCCACAGUUUGUUCUUUGAUGUCAUCUUAUUUUUCACAAAGGAAUUAAAUGAUUUUGGUGAGAUCACAUGGGA
Messenger RNA from Physeter macrocephalus (sperm whale), 4130 nucleotides. It is a transcript of the gene HEXIM2, whose product is annotated as HEXIM P-TEFb complex subunit 2. The record is from RefSeq and is a predicted model, not a curated record. The transcript is spliced from 3 exons. Gene Ontology annotation, biological process: negative regulation of transcription by RNA polymerase II; negative regulation of cyclin-dependent protein serine/threonine kinase activity. Gene Ontology annotation, cellular component: cytoplasm; nucleoplasm; nucleus. Gene Ontology annotation, molecular function: cyclin-dependent protein serine/threonine kinase inhibitor activity; 7SK snRNA binding. Lineage: Eukaryota; Metazoa; Chordata; Mammalia; Artiodactyla; Physeteridae. Bases 2366 to 3913 code for a protein of 515 amino acids.